AAGCUGCGGACGCGGAGGGAUUGUCCCUCGGCGGCCACCGUGGAGCGACUCGGCGCGUUGCCGUGGAGACGGGUUGGGCGGGAUGGAGCGGGGUGCUGCGCGCUGAGCCGAUCCUGCUUCUCCACGAGGACUGCUGUGGCCCCGGCGGGAUCGCGGGGCAGGUAACCAGAUGAGCUGGAGCGGAGCUGCGCCGGGGCGCGGAGGUGAGGUCAGAAUUUGUCCGAAGACCUGGUACGGGCGAUUCCUUCCUGCGGAGAGGAACCGUUGCCAUGGGACCGAGAGCGCUGGCCCGGCGGCGAGGGUGGCCCCGGGAUCGUGACUGGUCUACCCUCUCGCGAAGACCCUCUCCUGAGGCUUCGCGGCGCGGCUGCUGCCUGAACUGACCUGCCCGCCCUCCUGCGGGGAGAGUUUUCCGUGGACACAGCCUAGCAGAAAGCUGCAGCCCUCAUGCCUCGCUGACUGCUGACCCACCGCCUUGAUGACAGCACCCCCGUUGUGUGCCUUCCCGAUUCAGUUCCGGCAGCCCUCAGUCAGCGGCCUGUCACAGAUCACCGGGAGCCUGUACAUCAGCAAUGGCGCGGCCGCCAACAACAAGCUCAUGCUGUCCAGCAACCAGAUCACCACAGUCAUCAACGUCUCUGUGGAAGUGGCGAACACCUUAUACGAGGAUAUCCAGUAUGUGCACGUGCCUGUGGCUGACAUGCCCAUCUCGCGUCUCUGCGAUUUCUUUGACCCGAUCGCCGACCACAUUCACAGUGUGGAAAUGAACCAGGGCCGCACGCUGCUGCACUGCGCCGCUGGUGUGAGCCGCUCGGCCGCCCUGUGCCUGGCCUACCUCAUGAAAUACCAUGCCAUGUCCCUCCUGGAUGCCCACACGUGGACCAAGUCAUGCCGGCCCAUCAUCCGGCCCAACAACGGCUUUUGGGAGCAGCUCAUCCACUAUGAGUUCCAACUGUUUGGCAAGAACACCGUGCACAUGGUCAACUCCCCAAUGGGAAUGAUACCUGACAUCUAUGAGAAGGAAGUCCGUUCGAUGAUUCCCCUGUGAGCCAUCUUGCUGGCCCCUGCACUGGGGACAGAGGUACAGAUCUGUUGCGGAUCAUAUGCCAAGAUCCAAACUUGAACAUUCUACUUUGGUUGAUACAGAAAAACACAGAUGAUGCCUUUUAUGAGGGCAAGAAAAAACAGUUGCUAUAGAUUUUAACCUUAUAAUCCAUAUCUUUGCCAGGCGUGAGACACCACACUCACACUCAUGCCUGUAAUCCCUGCACUUUGGGAGGCUGAAGCAGGAGGAUUUCUUGAGGCCAGGAGUUCGAGACCAGCCUG
This is a messenger RNA of Lemur catta (Ring-tailed lemur), 1326 nucleotides long. RefSeq names its product dual specificity phosphatase 18 (gene DUSP18). Lineage: Eukaryota; Metazoa; Chordata; Mammalia; Primates; Lemuridae. The record is from RefSeq and is a predicted model, not a curated record. Gene Ontology annotation, molecular function: MAP kinase tyrosine/serine/threonine phosphatase activity. The transcript has 2 exons. The coding region runs from base 479 to 1048 and encodes 189 amino acids. Gene Ontology annotation, biological process: protein dephosphorylation.